GGGCAGGUGUCUGCGCACUUCGACAGCCCUGGCGGCAACAGUUAAAAAAUGGUGUGAAACGGCGACGGAGAACGCGGCGUGAAACUGUUGGAAGCCAUCGCUUGGUCCUCGUUUUGGUCCCGGGUCUUGGUCUUCCUAUUAAUCUCCAUCUCCGCCCGGUCACCAGCACACCAACGCACCACUUCCACUUCCGUUUCCAACGCCAUUGCCAUUGUCAGUUCCAGUUCCACUCCCCCACCAGCCAGCUCAAAACAACAACAACAAAACGAGUAGCUUGCAACUCAGAACUUAAUUCUGGAAUCUUAGAAUGGGCACCAUCUCAUCCGUGCUGCAGUGGUCGUGUACCAAGUGCAACACAAUCAAUCCCACGGAAUCGCUCAAGUGUUUUAAUUGUGGCACCGUCCGCAAGGUGUUCCCCCAACAACAGCAACAACUGCACCACCAGCAGGCGACGCCGCAGCGAAGGGUCACCGCCUCCUGGACAGCUGAUGAUGCACUGGAGCAGGCGGAGAAGGAGCAGGACAAGGAGAAGGAAAAGGAUAAGGAGAAGGGCAGGGCGGCGGUUGCCAGGAACGAGUACAAGCAUGUGUACAAGUCCCUGCUGCGCGGAUGCUUGAAAAGACCUCAGCGGAACAGCCAGAACCUGCCCGCCAAUUGCGUGGACUGCGAGGACACGCGCAAGUACAUCAAGAGCUCCAUCGAGCUGUACCGCCAUUUCUCCAAUCCGGCCCUGAACCGCCGGUGGGUGUGUCACGCCUGCACCACGGACAACAACUCGGUCACUUGGCACUGCCUCAUCUGCGACACGGUCAGCUAUCUGGCGCCCAUCUAUAAGGACGCUGUGGCCGCCGAUCGCGGCCAGGAGCUGGCUGGCAGUCUGGGCAAUCGCGGCGAGCUGCUGGCAGCGGACCACCAACACCACCAUCACCACUACCUCCAUCAGGAGCUGGAGGAGCAGCACCACCACCAGCAUCAGUUACAUUCCCAGCACUCGCACAAGAGACACCUCAAAGGUAGAUCUGUGUCGGGAUCCGGACUGCGGCGCACCCAGAGCCUGAGUACCGCCAUCGACAAGAGCGCCUCGGGGCGCAGCUGCCACAUUUGCUAUGCGAACAACCAGAGCAAAGACAUUUUCAAUUUGCCGCAGGUCAAGCCGGCGCCCCAGUUGACAGGUGCGGAUUCCCCCGUGGCCUCCUGCAGCAAUUCCCGUUUCGCCAUCGCUAACGACACAUUUUGCCGGCGUAAGCAGAACAACAACAACAAAAACCAGAACCACAAGGUGGUGCGCGAGAGCGGGGCCAAGCGAAAGUAUAAUUUCACCAUUACCACGCUCUCGCGAUCGGCAGCGAAGGACUCCGGCCAGAGCCAGAUGAAGCCGCUGCGCCAGCCCCUUAAUCUGAACUUGAAUCAGAAUCUCCAGCAGGAGCAGCAGAAGUCGGCAACGAACGCCCAGCAGCUGCAGCGGAAGAGCCAGCGGGAGCCAGCAGCAGUGAGUAUGAAUCCAACGCAGUUCACCAUUCCGCGGAACGGCGUCUUCAUAGCCGUCAACGAGUGGUCGGAGCCAGUGGCCAACAGCUCCUACGGCUCCUCCAGUUCCAACCAUCACCACCAUCAUCACACCAACAGCAGCACCAACAGCAACACCAACAGCAACACCAACAGCAACAGCAACAACAACAGCAUCAGCAACAGCAUCAACAACAACUGCAGCUCCGGCAGCAACAACAAGUUGUACGAGAACGAGUGCGUGGCCCUGGCCCAGCAGCAAUUGAGAGCAGCUGCUGCUCAGGCGGCACAGGCUGCCGCCACGGCGGUGGCUAUCUCCAGCUCGCCCUCUGGAAAGGCGUCGGCGGCGGAGACAAUGCCACAGCCACAGUCACAGCCACCGCCACAAGCCACCAUGCCCAUUUACGCGCAGGUAAACAGACAGCACAAGCUGAAGAAGAAGCAGCAGCAGAUUGCCAACGAAUCGCAAGCGAACAACAAUGGCAGCGGAGAGGCCACGGAUGUGGUUAGUGAACCCCUCGCGGGACUCGGCACAAGCACCGACGGAAGCGGCGAGGCCAGCGAGUCCGAGUCGCAGGUGGACGAGCAUUCCAUCUACGCCAAGGUGUGGAAGGGACCACGCAAGGCGACCGAAUCCAAAAUUUCGCAUGAUCCAGGGAGCGGCAGCCGCCUAGCAGUAGCCACAUCCGCAACAGCAACAGCAGCGACGGCGGCGGGAGUCGGAGCGAUAGUUGCAGCAGCCGGAGCAGUUGCUGCCACGCGCCACGAUAACAAGGCCCAGCUGGGCAACAGCAACAGCAACGGCAGCCGCAGCAAGAUGUGGACAUGCAUCAAAUGUUCCUAUGCCUACAACCGACUCUGGCUGCAGACGUGCGAGAUGUGCGAGGCCAGGCUGGAGCAGCAGCAACAGCAACAGCAGCAGCAACAUCAACAGCAGCAGCAUGUAGGUGUGUCAUCCCUUGUCCAGGAAAAAGAGACCCUGCGCGACGAGCCCUGGACCUGCAAGAAGUGCACCCUGGUGAACUACUCGACGGCCAUGGCCUGUGUGGUCUGCGGCGGAUCCAAGCUAAAGAGCAUCUCCUCCAUCGAGGACAUGACGCUGCGCAAGGGCGAGUUCUGGACCUGCAGCCACUGUACGCUUAAGAACUCGCUCCACUCGCCGGUGUGCAGUGCCUGCAAGUCGCACCGCCAGCCGUUGCUCUCGAUGGCCAUGGACGCGGUGCGGGAGCGACCAGAUGGCCAGUCGCACGAGGAGCAGGAUGCGGCGGCCACCGGGACGGGAGGCGGCAGCGGCAGCGGCGCUGGGGUCCAUCAUACAAGCGGCGGCGAGGUCAAAGCACCCACAGCUCUAAAUCUCCCGCUGGCGGCGGUGGCGUUGCCCAUGCCGCUGCUGCAGAUUCCAACGGCAACGGCGGCCGGUUUGCGUGGCUCGCGGAGCCCCUCGCCCAGAAUGCAGCCUCUGCCGUCGCUACAGCAGCCCCAGCAAAGGAGUUCCAGCUCCUCGGGCGCCAUCCCCAAGCGACAUAGCACCGGCGGCUCCAUUGUGCCCAGGAACAUCUCCAUCGCCGGUCUGGCCAGCUACAACCUGCACCAGGGCCAAGGCGUGGGUUCCGCGUCGGUGGUGGCCGCACCGGGUGCCGGGGUCGGUUCCAGCGCGAAGAAGUGGCAGUGCCCGGCGUGCACGUACGACAACUGUGCCGCUUCCGUGGUGUGCGAGAUCUGCUCGAGUCCGCGCGGCCUGGCGAGCGCUGUGCUGGGCGAGGCUCUGGCCAGGAAGUCCAUUCGGGUGGCCCUCACUCCGGCGGACAUACGGCAGGAGAGCAAGCUGAUGGAGAACCUGCGCCAGCUGGAGGAGACCGAAGCCCUGACCAAGUGGCAGAACAUCAUCCAGUACUGCCGCGACAAUAGCGAGCUCUUCGUGGACGACUCGUUUCCGCCGGCUCCCAAGAGUCUGUACUACAAUCCGGCGGGCGGAGCAGCCGAGGGCAAUCCCGUGGUGCAGUGGCGACGACCCCACGACAUCAACUGCGACGGCGGCGCGUACCCGCCGUGGGCUGUGUUUCGCACUCCGCUGCCGUCGGACAUUUGCCAGGGAGUCCUCGGCAAUUGCUGGCUGCUAAGUGCACUGGCCGUGCUGGCGGAGCGCGAGGACCUGGUCAAGGAGGUGCUGGUCACGAAGGAGAUUUGUGGCCAGGGCGCGUACCAGGUGCGCCUGUGCAAGGAUGGCAAGUGGACGACGGUGCUGGUGGACGACCUGUUGCCCUGCGACAAGCGGGGCCACCUGGUCUACUCGCAGGCCAAACGCAAGCAGCUCUGGGUGCCGCUGAUCGAGAAGGCCGUGGCCAAGAUCCACGGCUGCUACGAGGCCCUGGUCUCCGGUCGGGCCAUCGAGGGACUGGCCACGUUGACGGGGGCGCCCUGCGAGAGCAUACCGCUGCAGGCAAGCAGCCUGCCCAUGCCCAGCGAGGACGAGCUGGACAAGGACCUGAUCUGGGCGCAGCUGCUGAGCUCGCGGUGCGUGCGAUUCCUCAUGGGCGCCAGCUGUGGCGGUGGCAACAUGAAGGUGGAUGAGGAUGAGUACCAGCAGAAGGGGCUGCGGCCGCGUCACGCCUACUCGGUGCUGGACGUGAAGGACAUCCAGGGGCAUCGACUGCUCAAGCUGCGCAAUCCGUGGGGCCACUACUCGUGGCGUGGCGAUUGGUCGGACGACUCCAGCCUGUGGACGGACGACCUGCGAGACGCCCUGAUGCCACACGGCGCCAGCGAGGGCGUCUUCUGGAUCUCGUUCGAGGACGUGCUCAACUACUUCGACUGCAUAGACAUCUGCAAGGUGCGCUCCGGCUGGAACGAGGUGCGGCUGCAGGGCACCCUGCAGCCCCUGUGCUCCAUCUCCUGCGUGCUGCUCACCGUGCUGGAGCCGACGGAGGCGGAGUUCACGCUGUUCCAGGAGGGGCAGCGCAACUCGGAGAAGUCUCAGCGCUCGCAGCUGGACCUAUGCGUUGUGAUAUUCCGCACCCGCUCUCCGGCGGCGCCGGAAAUUGGUCGUCUGGUGGAGCACAGCAAGCGGCAGGUACGCGGCUUUGUGGGCUGUCACAAGAUGCUGGAGCGGGAUAUCUACCUGCUCGUGUGCCUGGCCUUUAACCACUGGCACACGGGCAUCGAGGAUCCGCACCAGUACCCGCAGUGCAUCCUGGCGAUACACAGCUCCAAGCGGCUGCUGGUGGAGCAGAUCAGUCCCUCGCCGCACCUCCUGGCCGAUGCCAUUAUCAGCCUGACCCUGACCAAGGGUCAGCGGCACGAAGGGCGCGAGGGCAUGACCGCCUACUACCUGACCAAGGGCUGGGCGGGUCUGGUUGUGAUGGUGGAGAACAGGCACGAGAACAAGUGGAUCCACGUGAAGUGCGACUGCCAGGAGAGCUACAAUGUAGUCUCUACACGGGGCGAACUCAAGACGGUGGACUCUGUGCCGCCGCUGCAGAGGCAAGUGAUCAUCGUGCUCACCCAACUGGAGGGCAGUGGCGGCUUCAGCAUCGCCCACCGGCUGACCCAUCGGCUAGCCAACUCGCGCGGCCUUCACGACUGGGGUCCACCCGGUGCCACCCACUGUCCGCCCAUCGAGAAUGUGCACGGACUGCACGCCCCGCGGCUGAUCACCUAGGCACAGAGGCACCUAGGCACCACGCAGGCAUCGAAUUGCGAAUUGGCAUCGAGAAUGGCGCGGAGGAAUAAGAAGCGAGCAGCACACAUAUUCCUUUCGGUGUCCUCUCUCGAUGUGUUCUUUUACGUAUCCUGAUUUGCAUGCGUCUCCGCUCAUUUCUACCCGUACUCUAGUCGAUGUUUUGUAAACGUAUCACAUCACCGCAAAAAACCAAAAGCUUAAACCAAGCAACAAACAAAGGAAACCAUAUAUAUGUGUAUAGAUCUGUGCAGAUAUGAUAUGUGUGUUUAUGUUCUAACGCGCAUUCUCAAUCCCGGAGCAGAUCGGUUGGGAUGCGGCGGAGUCCGGAAACUGAGAUCCGGAGGCCCCGCCACAAUUCUCUGAAGAUCAAAUAAUUUAAGUUUUGAUUUGAGCGCCGAUGAUUAUGGAUUAUAUAGAUAUGUAUUGUGAAUUUAAGUACAUCCAAUAUUAAUAUGUGUAUUGUUUUAAAAAUAAAGACUACAAGUUAUAAAAGCCAAAAA
Molecule: messenger RNA, 5685 nt
Organism: Drosophila ficusphila
Lineage: Eukaryota; Metazoa; Arthropoda; Insecta; Diptera; Drosophilidae
Gene: sol
Product: calpain-D
Exons: 9
Coding region: 308-5164 (1618 amino acids)
Biological process (GO): proteolysis
Cellular component (GO): cytoplasm
Molecular function (GO): calcium-dependent cysteine-type endopeptidase activity
Source: RefSeq, a predicted model, not a curated record